Pimephales promelas (fathead minnow) is the source of this 3532-nucleotide messenger RNA. It is a transcript of the gene shisa2b, whose product is annotated as shisa family member 2b. The record is from RefSeq and is a predicted model, not a curated record. Lineage: Eukaryota; Metazoa; Chordata; Actinopteri; Cypriniformes; Leuciscidae.
GCAGAUCCCCACGGGCACCGCUAAACACCCAUCGCACAGAAGCCGCUCCUGAAACUCCUAGGGGCCCCCGCCAACAUACAAUGACACUUGUUUGCACUGUGCAACAGGCGGAGAAGCAAAAAGUCCUAGUUUUAAUCUAAGGCACGGCCCUGCGCAUGCGCCGGUUGACGGGUAGCAGCAGCUACCCUCUGGUCUGGAUGGAGGAGAGUUGUCAGUGGGUCACUCUCAGUCUAUCAAUCCUUCACUAUGCACUGCUCUCCUGCUUGAAAUAUUGACAGCUGACUACGAGCAGUUGAGUGCUCUAUUAAUUAUUAUUGAGCUGGACCUCCCCAAACUUAAGUGAAAACAGCAUGAUAUGGAUUAAUAUGGAAAAACUUCCUUGACUGGGAAGAAAAAAAAAGAUUUCGUGAGAACACAUUGAAGAAUCGAGCGUAUGGAUUACAAGUCAGUGCUGGUUACUCCGUCUCUCAGGGGAAGACAUUUGAGAAGUGGCGACAUGAAGAUCCGUUCAGAGCGGGAUUGAUGCAAAGUUUGUCUGAAGUCCUGGAGGUUUCUCACAGGAAUAUGGGAUAUUCUGAAUGUAUGGUUUAUGUGCACAAAACCCCAUCGGUUAUGGCUGUUAUUCAUUUUCAUAUGUGUCGUCUCUACAUUCAAUUUGAAACAAAGCUACUGGAAGUCUUGUGACGGAAACAGUGGAUACUUGUCUGGUGCAUUUCUGCUGGAUCUAUUGAAUUAACCUCGGAAUUUCUCUGCCCAAUGACAUUUCCAAAGUUGUUAGUUGGGUUCCUUUUCACAUCGUCUCCUCCUUUUAUUAGUUUCAUUUGCCGAGUCAUUAACUUAACUGGUCCUGACCAAAACCUGAAGUGUUUUCAUUGCACGGGUUUGUGACAGGAUGCGGGGAUGCACGGGAUUCCCAUGGCCGUCACGGUGGUAUUGACACUUUUGACCAUCAUUAACGUGAAGGCGAGUGGAGAGUACUGUCACGGCUGGCACGACUCUCAGGUCGGGUGGCGAGACGGCUUUCAGUGCCCGGAGCGCUUCGACAGCGCCGAGGCCAUCAUCUGCUGCGGGAAGUGCGAGCUCAGGUACUGCUGCUCCAGCACUGAAGCUCGGCUGGACCAGGGCUCGUGUGAUAAUGAUAAACAGACACAAGACUCCAACACCGGGGACAAGGACGACAAAAACUCCGGUGCAGUACCCAUCUACGUGCCUUUCCUGAUCGUUGGCUCGGUCUUCGUGGCAUUCGUGCUGGUGGGCUCCGUUGUUGCUGUGUGCUGUUGCCGCUGUCUACGUCCCAAACAGGAGCUUCACACGUCAGGUGGCGGCUCAGGAGGAGGGUCCAGCAGCGCCCGUGUCCUCGAGACUAUUCCCAUGAUGGCCAGCACGGGUACGUCGCGAGGCUCGUCCUCCCGUCAAUCGAGCACGGCCACCUCCUCCAGCUCUUCGGCGCCUCCCGCCGCUCCCCGUCCUGCACCCGUCCCCAUGCUACGCGCCCAGGCCUCGUGCUGCCUGCCUCCAGACGCCAGCGUGUACGUGAACAUGCCCACCAACUUCUCAGUGCUAAACUGCCAACAGGCCACUCAAAUCCUUCCUCACCAAGGCCAGUUCCUGCAUCCUCAGUACAUCGGUUUCGCCCACCCCGUUUCUCCGGGUCCAGCUUACCUAGACCCCACUCAAGCGGGAUACCGCCCAUUGCAGUCUCCGUACCCUCCGCCAACCAGCGUGGCUAGUGUGGCCAGUGUGUCCGGGGAUCAGAAAUACCCUCCAAUUACCAUGUGAAUGCCAAUGGGACUACCGCAGGAAAUACAUUUGAAUUGAAGUCAAUAGAAGAACACAAUGAAUCAAUUCAGAGCACAAAAUGCCGGUUCGUUGGCAUGAAUGCACACUUGCGUCGAGACUCUCAAACUGGUUCUGUGAUAUAAAGGACACAGUGCUUAAUAAAAAUGGCUGGAAGUGUGUGUAAUGUAACAUGCCUUAAGUUACUAACGGUGCUGUUGUAAAUGAAGCCUGUGUGUGUGUGUGUGUGUACAUAUGCGAUGUAUAUUUGUGUUGUAUAACCCUGCCUGUGUACUCUGUGACUGUAUAGGUGUGUUGGUUUAUGGGAUGCAGUAUGUGAAUAUAUGUGUGUGUGGUGCACUAUAUGUUGUGUGUAAUGGAAAUCACAGGUGCUGUAAUGUGAAAAACAGUCCUGGCUCCCUAUUGGAUGCUUAAAAUCUAAUGAAGUGAACACAGGACACAGACUGUGACGCUCCACCCACUGCAGCACAGACACACUCACUUACAUUUUCACAUAUACACACUCACAUUGUGAAGAACCAAAGUUUGCAUUUUCACAUUGCCAAGGAACAGAUUAGAAAAUAUACAAAAAUAUAGGUCUGUGUUUGGAAAGCAACGUGCGAAGGUCAAUUACGCAGUAAAAACUGUCUGCCAACUGUUCCCCUUCACUAAGUCUCUGCCUUGUGAAAGGACUGUGUAUGUGUGCCACUUUUCCUCCCCUCUUUUUUAGCAUAAGGUACACUCGAGGAGCACCAAAAGGGUUCCAGGGCAUUUCAUUUGAAGUGGGUCUCUUUCAGCACGCUCAAUGGCAGCAGUUUAGCGUGGAAAGAAAAGUCCCAGACUCCUUCAGCAGAAGGCCAUCACCCGUCUGAACUUGAAAACGCCAGCAUUAGAUCUCAAACUGGCAGAAGUCAAUGAAAUGAAAAUGCCCGAUUGAAAAAUCACCAGUCUUAAGUUAUCUGGCUUUGAAUCGAAAGUUAAAACAAUAGUUUACUCAAAAAAAUGCAUUACUUUCUUCUGCGGAACACAAAAGGAGAUAUGUUGAAAAUGUUGUUUUUUUUGGUCCCUACAAUGAAAGUCAGAGUUUUUAUAGUUAAUUAAAAAAAUAAUAAUUGAAAUAAUCUGAAAUAAAUUAAAAUAUAAAAAUUAAAUGAAAAAUGUAACUUUAAAAAAACAUAAAUGAUAAUUAGAACUAGCUGAAAUAUAACAAGUUUAAGUUAAAGUACUAAAGUUACUAAAAUUACUAAAUAAAAAUAAAUGAAAACAAGAUAAACUCAGGAAUGAUUUUUAAAACUGUUAAAUAAAAGCACAAGAAAAUUGCUUAAGCCUCAAUUCACUAAUUCAAAAUAUGAAUAAAUAAAUAAUACUAAAAUAUAGUUUUGGACCCCAUUGACUUUCAUUGUAUGGACAAAAACAGUUCUUUAGAAAAUCGUGUGUUCCACAGAUGAAAGAAAUUCAUUCAAGUUUAAAUUUUAUUUUUUUGAGUGAAGUUCAAUUUUGACCAGACCCCAAUUUUGAUGUACCCCUAUUAGAAAAGUUAUAAGUCUUGACAGGGAGCUUGUCUUUUUUUUUUUUUUUUUGACUAGGUAUCUGGGCAACUUGACAUGCACAUCAGAUCUAUUUUUGUGUAAAAUACAUGUGCGUUUGUGGAACUGAAUGAGUAUUUGAGUGAAUGUGCCUCUCUCUCUAAAAGCAGGGUGCGAUGUGUCUUUUACAUAUAAAAUAUAUUAAUAAUAAUAAAUAUUUUUAGAGACUG